AUGUCCUUAGCUAUAUUGAUCGUUAUAGCUUUCUCUUGCUACAAUUCAAUUCUUGCAACACCAGCACCUUCUAAACAGUCAGAGGCAAGUGCGCUUCUCUAUAGCGGGUGGUGGUCUCCCUCUGUCAUCAACAACACUACCUUACCUCAUUGCGCGUGGCCUGGGGUAUUGUGCGACGCCUCUGGGAGUGUCGACGGGAUUCGCUUGCCAUAUGGGUACCAAAUAGGAGGUAAUUUCAGCAACAUGAACUUCUCUCUACUUCCAAGCCUCACCUUACUUAAUUUCUCUUAUAACGGACUAGCCGGCAAAAUCCCGCUUCAGAUAUGUACUCUGUUGAGGCUAACUUACCUUGACUUGUCCUCCAAUUCUCUCAUUGGCAAGUUGCCUCCAUGUGUCCAAAAACUCACUAGGCUUCAAGUUCUUAAUAUCGGUGAUAAUUACAUUAGUGGCUCUAUCCCUCCUGAGUUGGGAAAUUUGGAGAGAUUGAACACCUUGAAUCUCACGUUCAAUUUGCUUAAUGGUGCUAUCCCACCGACUAUUGGUCGCUUGCACAAUUUACGAUCCCUUUUAUUUGGGUCAAAUAAUUUAAGUGGCUCUAUCCCUCUUGAACUUGGAAACCUCACAAAAAUGAAUGUUGUUGAUUUAGGUUUCAACAACUUCAUUGCUCCCAUUCCAUCCUCUAUAAGAAAUUUGAUGAGCUUGACUAGUCUUUAUUUGGAAGAAAACCAACUCGGUGGAUCUAUUCCUCCGGAAAUAGGGAAUUUGACGAGCUUGACUUAUCUCGAUUUGGAAGGAAACCAACUCGGUGGAUCUAUUCCUCCGGAAAUAGGGAAUUUGACGAGCUUGACUUAUCUCGAUUUGGGAGGAAACCAACUCGGAAACCAACUCGGUGGUUCUAUUCCCCCGGAAAUAGGGAAUUUGAGGAGCUUGACUCAUCUCCAUUUGGAAGGAAACCAACUCAGUGGAUCUAUUCCCCCGGAAAUAGGGAAUUUGAGGAGCUUGACUUAUCUCUAUUUGAAAGGAAACCCAUUCAGUGGAUCUAUUCCUUUGGAAAUAGGGAAUUUGACGAGCUUGACUCAGCUCAUUUUGCAAGGGAACCAACUCGUGGUCGGAUCUGGCUUUCUAUUUCGACGUGCAACAAAGACAAAGCAACCAGAGACUAUAGAGAAAAAUGGAAAUUUCUUGUCAAUAUGGAAUUAUGACGGGAGGAUUGCAUAUGAAGACAUAAUUGAUGCAACAGAGGACUUCGAUCUCAAAUAUUGCAUCGGGACUGGCGGUUAUGGUAGCGUCUAUAGAGCACGAUUGCCCAAUGGGAAAGUCGUGGCAUUGAAGAAACUUCACCGUUUUGAAGCAGAGGAUCCGUCCUUCGACAAGAGCUUUCAGAAUGAAGUGAAACACUUAACAGAAGUAAGGCAUAGAAGCAUAAUGAAGCUCCAUGGUUUUUGCUUACACAAGCGAUGCAUGUUCUUAGUGUACGAAUUCAUGGAAAAUGGGAGCCUGUUUGGUGUUUUGAGAGAUGAUGUUGAAGCGGUGGAAUUAGAUUGGUCCAAAAGAGUCGAUCUUGUCAGGGAUACGACACAUGCUUUGUCUUACAUGCACCAUGAUUGUGCUCAGCCAAUUGUUCAUCGAGACAUAUCUAGUAAUAACAUCUUACUCAACAGUAAAAUGCAGGCUUUUGUAUCAGAUUUUGGCACCGCAAGACUUUUGGAUCAUGAUUUCUCAUCUAACUUCACUACAAAUAUCGUUGGCACCUAUGGAUACAUUGCACCAGAGCUCGCAUAUACUUUGGUCGUUAAUGAGAAAUGUGACGUAUAUAGUUUUGGAGUGGUAGCAAUGGAAACAAUGAUGGGUGAGCAUCCGGGAGAUAUUAUAUCUAUCUUGUCGACAUCCUCUGGAGAAGAUAUCAUGCUACAUAAAAUUCUAGACCGGCGGUUGCCUUUUCCAAGAGAGAACUCUGUUGCAAGAAGUAUUGUUUUGAUAGUUUCUCUAGCGCUUGCUUGCUUGAGUGCUAAUCCAAAGUCUCGACCAACUAUGAAGCAAAUCUCAGAAGCUUUUCUAGCUCAAAAGUCACCAUUGGCGAAGCCCUUCCAUGAGAUCUCAUUGGCUCAGCUCCGAUAUGUUAAUAGAUCACGGUUGGAAGGUGAAUCAACAGAAGCUUCAUCAGGACAGAGCGAGGAGUAAGGGUCAUUAAGUGCUUGUCUAGUAAAGAGAUAAUUGAUAAUGAAGCUGCAAUUUGGUGGAUAUGA
This is a messenger RNA of Eucalyptus grandis, 2246 nucleotides long. RefSeq names its product probable leucine-rich repeat receptor-like protein kinase At1g35710. NCBI's taxonomy places the organism in Eukaryota, Viridiplantae, Streptophyta, Magnoliopsida, Myrtales, Myrtaceae. The transcript is spliced from 4 exons. Bases 1 to 2181 code for a protein of 726 amino acids. Gene Ontology annotation, molecular function: protein kinase activity; protein binding; ATP binding. Gene Ontology annotation, biological process: protein phosphorylation. The record is from RefSeq and is a predicted model, not a curated record.